ACCUCUGUUUCGAACCAAAAAAGCAGCAAAGUAAAUAACAAAGUUGUAAACAAGUGUCCAGUGGAAAGUGGAUCGUUAUCAAAGCACUCGGGUUUAACAACGGCCGCGAUGGAAAAGAAUACUUCUUUAUCUUUGUCACGCAAAAAGACUCUUCCCCGGAGCAAAAAGCUCCCUAAUGGGAUGCAAAAAUCUGGAAUCUCUGAUGAUAAACGGACCAAAAGGAGUGAAAAUUUGAUCAAAUGUAACAUCACCAUUGAUGGUGGCUUGAGCAAAGGCAAAAAUGAUCGGAAAAAGGAAAUGGAUGUGAUUUCGUUCACAUUCUCAUCCCCCAUCAAAGGCUUAUCAUCUGAUUCACUAUCUUCCUCCCAAGGAAUUGAUCAAGACACAGAAUCUGCAGUUAGUUUCAAAGUGAUUGGCGGCGAUUCCUUAAAUGUUUUGUUGGAGCAAAAGCUCAGAGAGCUGACUUCUAAGCUUGAGUCUUCUAGCUGUAGCCUGACCGAAGAAGAGUCUUCAUGGUCCAUUCCAAAGGAUGAGGUGAACGGGAUGAUUUCAUCUGCAUCAGAAUAUGAAAAGUCGACUCAAAACGGUCUGGAUAAAGUUUUAUCGGAGAGUGAAUCUGUUUCUGACUGCACUUCAUUCUAUGACAAACAAAAAUUCCAGAUACAAGCAGAAGAGCUCGAAGUUAGCAGCAUUAGCACUGUAACUGAAGCAGAUGAUCUCAGAAGCUCCUGCAGCAAGAGUUUCUUAGAUUGCAGACAGUCCGCAGAAUACGGGACAAUACAGUCCUCAUCAGACCAAGAACCCACCUGGUUUUCAUCAAAUGAGUCGCACCAAUUACAAGACGAGUCCGAGCUCUCAGAAUCUGUAAUAACACUGAGUUGUUCAGAAGGUGAAGAAAGGCUCGACUGGGAGCUUGGGUACAUAUCCGAGAUCCUCAGGUCUGACCAACUGUUGGUGAAAGAAUUUGCUCUGGGAAUGGCCACUGACAUUUUACCUGCGAGCCUCUUUGAUGAAAUGGAAGGCCGAGGAGAAGCAACAGCAGCCAAAAUCAACAGAAAGACACUGUUUGAUUUUGUCAAUAAGUGCUUAGCGCUCAAGUGCGAGCGGAUGUUUAUGGGUAGCUGCAAGGGGCUAUUAGGCAAGGGCGGGUUUUUGUUUGAACAAAGAGAUUGGUUAGCAGAAGAACUGAACAGAGAGAUUCAUGGGUUGAAGAAGAUGAGAGAGAUGAUGAUGGAUGAGCUUGUUGACAAAGAGAUGAGCAGUUUCGAAGGGAGAUGGCUUGAUUUCGAGAAAGAGACGUAUGAAGAAGGCAUUGACAUUGAGGGAGAGAUAGUAUCUACGUUAGUUGAUGAUUUAGUUAAUGAUCUUGUCUCAGGUACUCAAAGAAGAACAUGGAGGCAAAGGGAAGGGUUAGUUUCUGCUUUAGUAGAGCCCUGAUCUUCUCUCGGUAUUCUAGAUUCUUCUGGUGUUUGUUUUUAGAUGCUUCUUCUGAUAGUUUCUCUGACAUGAGAAUCGAGAUGAAGUGUAAGUAGCCGAUAUCGAGGAGCAUUCUCUCACACGAUGUAUAAUAUGAGCAUUCCUUCUUUUAUGUUUCCACUUUUAUUGAAUGAAAAAAAAAUGCAAAUAAUAGGAUAAUUCUCCUUC
Molecule: messenger RNA, 1644 nt
Organism: Camelina sativa (false flax)
Lineage: Eukaryota; Viridiplantae; Streptophyta; Magnoliopsida; Brassicales; Brassicaceae
Source: RefSeq, a predicted model, not a curated record